Molecule: messenger RNA, 585 nt
Organism: Coccidioides immitis RS
Lineage: Eukaryota; Fungi; Ascomycota; Eurotiomycetes; Onygenales; Onygenaceae
Exons: 2
Coding region: 1-585 (194 amino acids)
Molecular function (GO): carbon-sulfur lyase activity
Source: RefSeq, a predicted model, not a curated record
AUGGCUGGUUCAUCUCGCCCAACCUCAAUCACAGGAGGAUGUGUGUGCGGCGCAAUAAGAUACACGAUCCACUUCACUCCUGAUAUGAACUGGCCCGCAACCAAGAACGCAACCUGCCAAUGCACGCGAUGCCGUAAAUUCACUGGGAGUUUAGUACCGCAGCUCCUCACGGUCCCGACUGCAAAUAUUCACCCACCACUGUCUUCACAGCCCGCCUAUAAGGCAUUUCAAACCCCAGAAAACCCAGCUGGUCAUAGAAUGUUUUGCUCCAGUUGCGGAAGUUCCAUCGCGUACCAAAAUACCAACAGAGCACAGGACACGGAGGUGUACCUGGGCUCAUUAGACGAGGACGUUUUGUGUGGAAGGAAGGGAGAAAGCACAAAGACAGAGUGGGGGGAUUGGCCAGAGCGUAUUGGUGGACUGGGUGUGGACAUUUGCAAGACACAGAGACAUAUUUGGGUUGAAAAUGCUAUUCCAGGACUCACAGAUGGUAUGAGAGGCCAGAAGUGGUUAAAGGAACCACCGGAAGGAAAGCCAUUUGAAGGCUGUGAUUUAGCCGGACUUAGAGAGAAGUGUGAAGCUUAG